AUGAUUCGAAUUGCUGCUCGUCCGGCCACCACCUCAUUGUCCACCCAUGCCGAAUGUCACACCACACCACAUAUCGAAACACCCGAGGAACGAACACGAAGAAUUUGGCGCGGAGCGGACGCGGUCGCAUUCGAUGUGGACUCAACCGUUUGUCAGGACGAAGCGAUCGACGAGCUCGCCAACUUUCUCGGCGUAGGCGAAGCCGUCGCCAACGUCACCCGACAGGCUAUGAACGGGAAUGCACGAUUUCGGCAUGCCCUCCAGGCUCGUCUUGAAGUGAUGCGACCAACCUAUGAUCAAUUAGAAGCGUAUGCGAAUGAAACGAAACCGAAGCUAACACCUGGAAUACGACAACUUAUCGAUGCUUUACAUAAACGUGGUACGGAUGUCUUCCUGGUAUCCGGUGGUUUCCGAAGGCUCAUCUAUCCAGUUGCUGAUAUCCUAGGUAUCGAUCGGAAGCGAAUCUAUGCGAAUGAGAUCCUUUUCGACACACAUAAGAACUAUGCCGGUUUUGAUGAGAACGAGCCGACCAGCGAUUCAGGAAGCAAGGAUGUCGGUAAACCAGCUGUUAUGGGUCUUCUAAAGAAGAAAGGCUACAAACAAUUGGUUAUGGUCGGUGACGGUGCGACAGAUUUGGAAGCAUCACCGCCAGCCGAUGCAUUUAUUGGAUUCGGUGGAAAUCAGGUCCGAGAAGCUGUACGGAAUAGGGCUGAUUGGUAUGUGAUGGAUUUUGACGUAUUACGCAAAGCGUUGGAAUAA
Necator americanus (New World hookworm) is the source of this 759-nucleotide messenger RNA. RefSeq lists its product as uncharacterized. The record is from RefSeq and is a predicted model, not a curated record. Gene Ontology annotation, cellular component: cytoplasm. Bases 1 to 759 code for a protein of 252 amino acids. Gene Ontology annotation, biological process: dephosphorylation; L-serine biosynthetic process. The transcript is spliced from 7 exons. Lineage: Eukaryota; Metazoa; Nematoda; Chromadorea; Rhabditida; Ancylostomatidae. Gene Ontology annotation, molecular function: magnesium ion binding; L-phosphoserine phosphatase activity.